UUGGGUAGGCACGGUGCCACAAUUGGAGGAACCGGGAAGAGGGGCAGAGCCAGUAUUUGGGUGAGCCAAUGGUUUAUAGUCAGACGGAGGUGGGGCGUGGUGUGGCAGGGUUCUCCAGAGGGCUGCUUGGGGCCCGCCGAGGCCAGGAACGUGGGUUUGGGUGGUAGGAAGGCGCAGUCGUGGGGGCCGGGCUGACCCCGGCGGGGAGAUGGCAGCACGAUGGAGCAGCGAGAACGUGGUGGUGGAGUUCCGAGACUCGCAGGCAACUGCAAUGUCUGUGGACUGUCUGGGGCAGUAUGCAGUGCUUUCCGGCCGCCGGUUCCUAUACAUCGUUAGUCUAGAUGCCCCUUUCGAAGGUCACCGGAAGAUCUCUCGCCAGAGCAAGUGGGACAUCGGAGCGGUGCAGUGGAACCCUCAUGACAGCUUUGCGCACUACUUUGCAGCUUCGAGUAACCAGCGAGUCGACCUCUAUAAGUGGAAAGACGGCAGCGGGGAAGUUGGCACAACCUUACAAGGCCACACGCGAGUAAUCAGCGACUUGGACUGGGCAGUGUUUGAACCCGAUCUCCUCGUUACCAGCUCUGUGGACACCUACAUCUACAUCUGGGAUAUCAAAGACACAAGGAAACCUGCCAUUGCACUGUCUGCUGUAGCCGGUGCCUCACAGGUCAAGUGGAAUAAAAAAAAUGCUAAUUGCCUUGCCACCAGUCACGAUGGGGAUGUACGGAUAUGGGACAAGCGGAAACCCAGCACGGCAGUGGAAUAUCUAGCGGCCCACCUCUCCAAAAUCCAUGGCCUGGACUGGCACCCAGACAGCGAGCACAUUCUUGCUACCUCCAGUCAAGACAAUUCUGUCAAGUUCUGGGAUUACCGCCAGCCUCGGAAAUACCUCAAUAUUCUCCCUUGCCAGGUGCCUGUGUGGAAGGCCAGAUACACUCCUUUCAGCAAUGGGUUAGUGACCGUGAUGGUUCCCCAGCUGCGGAGGGAGAACAGUCUUCUCUUGUGGAAUGUCUUUGACUUGAACACCCCAGUCCAUACGUUUGUGGGGCACGAUGAUGUGGUUCUGGAGUUCCAGUGGAGGAAGCAGAAGGAAGGGUCCAAGGACUACCAGCUGGUUACAUGGUCCCGAGAUCAGACCUUGAGAAUGUGGCGGGUGGAUUCCCAGAUGCAGAGGCUUUGUGCGAAUGACAUAUUAGAUGGUGUUGAUGAGUUCAUCGAGGGCAUUUCUCUUCUGCCGGAACCAGAGAAGAUCCUUCACGCUCAAGACACAGAUCACCAGCACAGCUCAAGCCACGGAGAGGAAGAAGUCUUAAGGGAAGACCCCCUGAGCAAUCUGCUGGAAGAGAGGAAAUCGGAUCAACCAGGACUGCCUCAGACUCUGCAACAGGAGUUCUCCCUGAUCAAUGUGCAGAUCCGGAAUGUCAACGUGGAGAUGGACGCAGCGGACAGGAGCUGCACGGUGUCCGUGCACUGCGGCAACCAUCGUGUCAAGGUGCUGGUGAAGUUCCCCGCGCAGUACCCGAACAAUGCUGCCCCUUCCUUCCAGUUCAUCCAUCCCACCACCAUCACGUCCACGAUGAAAGCCAAGCUGCUAAAGAUCCUGAAAGACACCUCCCUGCAGAAAGUGAAACGCAACCAGAGUUGUCUGGAGCCCUGCCUGCGCCAGCUCGUCUCCUGUCUUGAGUCUUUCGUGAAUCAAGAAGACAGUGCUUCCAGCAACCCCUUUGCACUCCCAAACUCCGUCACACCACCCUUACCCACGUUUGCCCGGGUAACCACUGCCUACGGGUCAUACCAGGACGCCAAUAUUCCCUUUCCUAGGACUUCGGGGGCCAGGUUCUGUGGAGCAGGGUACCUGGUGUAUUUCACAAGGCCUGUGACGAUGCAUCGAGCAGUGUCUCCGACAGAACCUACUCCAAGAUCUCUCUCGGCCUUGUCUGCUUAUCAUACUGGCUUGAUUGCACCAAUGAAGAUCCGCACAGAGGCCCCCGGGAACCUUCGCUUAUACAGUGGGAGCCCCACUCGCAGUGAGAAAGAGCAGGUCUCCAUCAGCUCCUUCUACUACAAGGAGCGGAAAUCGAGGAGAUGGAAAAGCAAGCGUGAAGGAUCAGACUCAGGCAAUCGACCAAUCAAGGCUGCCGGGAAAGUCAUCAUCCAGGAUAUCGCGUGCCUUCUUCCUGUUCACAAGGCAUUGGGGGAACUAUACAUAUUAAAUGUAAAUGAUAUUCAAGAAACAUGUCAGAAGAAUGCUACUUCUGCCUUGCUUGUUGGAAGGAAGGAUCUUGUCCAGGUUUGGUCGCUGGCUGCAGUAGCUACAGAUCUUUGCCUUGGUCCAAAGUCUGAUCCAGAUUUGGAGACACCGUGGGCUCGGCAUCCAUUCGGGCGACAGCUGCUGGAGUCACUGUUGGCUCAUUACUGCCAGCUCCGGGAUGUGCAGACGCUGGCUAUGCUCUGCAGCGUGUUUGAAGCCCAGUCUCGGCUUCAGGGAAUACCAAACCCUUUGGGACCUUUUCCCAGUCGUUCGUCUAAUCUGGUGGUGUCCCAUAGUCGAUACCCCAGCUUUACCUCCUCUGGUUCCUGCUCCAGCAUGUCAGACCCAGGGCUCAACACUGGUGGAUGGAACAUAGCAGGGAGAGAGAUAGAACACAUAUCUUCACCGUGGGGAGAGUCUUCACCAGAAGAAAUGCGCUUUGGGAGUCUGACCUACAGUGACCCUCGUGAGCGAGAACGGGACCAGCAUGAUAAAAAUAAAAGGCUCCUGGACCCCGCCAAUACCCAGCAAUUUGAUGACUUUAAGAAGUGCUAUGGAGAAAUCCUCUAUCGCUGGGGUCUGAGGGAGAAGCGAGCCGAAGUGCUGAAGUUUGUUUCCUGUCCCCCUGACCCCCACAAAGGCAUCGAGUUCGGCGUGUACUGCAGCCACUGCCGGAGCGAGGUUCGUGGCACGCAGUGCACCAUCUGCAAAGGCUUCACGUUCCAGUGCGCCAUCUGCCACGUGGCAGUUCGAGGGUCAUCUAAUUUCUGCCUGACCUGCGGGCAUGGGGGGCAUACCAGCCACAUGAUGGAGUGGUUUCGGACACAGGAGGUGUGUCCCACUGGGUGUGGGUGUCACUGCCUGCUCGAAAGUACUUUCUGAACUUACAGAGCGUGGGAAUUGCCGGAAAUCCAAGAGGACCCCACAAGUGUCACGUGACAAGCUCUCGGCCAGGAGAGAGGCCACAGAACCCAUUCCUAAGUAGACUGGGGUAUGCUUCCCUCACCAGCUGCGUGAGCCGUGGCCCUCCCUUCAGCAUGGUUGUUGGUGGCAUGGAUGUCGCUGUCGCUGGAGGUGGAUGAGGGCAGGUGUGCAGAGCUGUGUAGCCCAAGUAGAAGUUUUCUUGAAGAAAAGCGCCUGCCUCCUGAGCCAUGUUAACUUUAAAGGUGUUAGCCUUAAACCACCAACAGCAUCCUUUCUGAUGCCAUUACGGAGACCAAGAUCAGAUGCGCAGGACAGUCUCCUGAACCAAAGGACAGUGGACAUUAAUUGAGUUGACAAGUGGGCCUGUGAUAUACGUUGGUACAUUUCAUGAACUGAUGGAUAGUGGUCUUUUAAAAUAGAAUACUUAAAUUGUAAAUGUGUGGUGUACUUAAGGGGUCCUAAGAUGUAUUUUUUGUUCGUUAUUUCUCUUGCAAUUGCUCUCCCUUGGCUAAUAAAAUUCUAGUAAUUGUUUUUAAAAAA
Phyllostomus discolor (pale spear-nosed bat) is the source of this 3715-nucleotide messenger RNA. It is a transcript of the gene WDR59, whose product is annotated as WD repeat domain 59. The record is from RefSeq and is a predicted model, not a curated record. Gene Ontology annotation, molecular function: protein binding. Bases 209 to 3133 code for a protein of 974 amino acids. Lineage: Eukaryota; Metazoa; Chordata; Mammalia; Chiroptera; Phyllostomidae. The transcript is spliced from 26 exons.